AUGGUAGACACAUUUGACAGUGUCAGAGUGCACAUGAAGAUGUCUGUUGACAACGAACGAAUCGCAGAACCGGUGAACGCCCUUAGUGUGCCGGCGGUGGUCUUGGCAGCAGGAGCCUGUGACAACCUGCUUCCGCUAACGAACGCAACGCCAAAGGCGCUAAUCAAAGUUGGGCACAGAUCUCUCAUAUGCGGGACGAUAGACAACCUCGUGGCGGCCGGAAUACACAACAUCCACAUCAUCGUCAGCGUCGACGACCAGCAGUGCAUCGAGGACCACGUGCGGUCAGAGUUCGCAGCAGAGGGUACUUAUGGGACACGUAACUGCGGACGUGACAAGCUGGAUAUAUCGAUACACGCUAUUGUGGACAGAGAUGAACAAAUCUCAACCACAACCGACGUACUCAGGUAUGCUGCGGAGCGCCUGGAGACGGACUUUCUGGUUGUUCCGUGUGAUCUGUUCGGCGCAUUAAACAUUCGUGGACUCGUGGAAAACCAUCUGUCAACCAAAAGGCUCUGCACAGUUGCACUCAUUGAAGACAAACGCAACCCGCAGGAGACCAAGAAAACCAAGCAGACGCCAGAUGACCAAAUCGCACCAGGAGGGGACCCCGUGAAGGGAUGGGGAUACAAAUAUAGGGUCAUGGUGACAAUGGAUACCGACAACUCGCAAUUGCUUGGAAUAGCGGACGUGCUCACGCUCAACAGCGGGGAGACCUACACCGUUGACAAGUGGACUGCGAGGAGGCACCCGAAGUGCGUCAUUCGAAACGACUUAUACGAUGCGCACAUAUACGUCUUCUCUAAGCAUAUACGCAACAUCGCUGAGCUGCCGUGCAUGGCUCACACGUCCAUCAGGCUUGACCUAAUCCCGCACAUUGUGAAGAUGCAAGAAGUACCCGAUGCUGCAUCAUGGCCCACUCGCGAACCAACGAGCAACGGAGCCCAAGAGGAAAGGGUGUACGUCAAGGAUAUCGAGCGAAGUGACGCUAACGAUGCCAUGAGGGUCUUCCACUACAUGGAUAUCGGGGACUCAAUGAAGUGCGGCAGGGUCAACAGCCUGGAGGCGCUCAUGAACGUUAACAUGCAGAAGGCUGCAGACGGCGCGCAAAAGCAGGCUGGCCAGGCGGCACUGCCGGCAGGUGUGAAGAUGCGCGAUGUCAUUAUCGCAACGGGUUGCAACAUAGGCGAGGGAACGAAUGCUAGGGGAUGUGUUAUGGGCGAAAACGUGACCAUUGGCAAAAAUUGCAAGCUGUCCAAGUGUGUCAUCAUGAACGACGUCACACUCCAGGAUAACGUAAACCUCGACAGGUGUAUCAUCGGACAGGGCGCAACAGUGUCCAGCAAAGCGACGCUGAAGCACGUUGUCGUGGCACCUGACCACACCGUCCCGAAUAACACGCGCGUAGAACGCGACUUCCUGCCCUCGUUUAUAGACCAAUGA
Babesia ovata is the source of this 1443-nucleotide messenger RNA. Its product is annotated as eukaryotic initiation factor-gamma subunit. NCBI's taxonomy places the organism in Eukaryota, Apicomplexa, Aconoidasida, Piroplasmida, Babesiidae. Gene Ontology annotation, cellular component: eukaryotic translation initiation factor 2B complex; guanyl-nucleotide exchange factor complex. The record is from RefSeq and is a predicted model, not a curated record. The transcript is spliced from 5 exons. Gene Ontology annotation, molecular function: translation initiation factor activity; guanyl-nucleotide exchange factor activity. Bases 1 to 1443 code for a protein of 480 amino acids. Gene Ontology annotation, biological process: cytoplasmic translational initiation; biosynthetic process.